AUGAUGCAGGAGGAGAUGGAGUUUUAUCAACAACAUGCGAACACUGUUAGGCCCAAGCGAACAAGAAAAGUGAUAGAGAGAGAUCGUGAAGCUGGGCACGAGCGGUUGUGGAUGGACUACUUCUCUGAAAAUCCUGUAUACCCGGAGGAGCUUUUCCGGCGAAGGUUUCGAAUGCGAAAGGAUGUGUUCCUCAGAGUUGUAGACGCCCUUGGGUCUCAUAACUCGUAUUUUUUACAGUCUGUUGAUGCAGUUGGAAGACAAAUAUUCGGUGAAACAUAUUUGAGGCGCCCGAACCAUGAAGACAUUACCCGCCUACUUCAAUGGGGGGAGUCUCGUGGAUUUCCAGGUUCUAACAAUGACAUUAAUGUGCUAAACCAAUCUCCUGUGUUUAAUGAUGUUUUGAGUGGAAAUGCUCACAUGUUCUCAGUGGAAAGGUGGGCAUCUUUUCUACUAUUAAUUGUUGCUGGAAAUCUUGUUGAUUGUAUUGAAGGCAACUCAAGGAAUUUUGCUGUAUGCGUGGAAAAGCUAGGGAGUUUAGUUAGUCAGAUUGGAGGUAGUUUGGGGGUUCUGAAAUUCAAUGGCCUUGGGGGUUCAAUUUGGGGGUGA
Lotus japonicus is the source of this 606-nucleotide messenger RNA. RefSeq lists its product as uncharacterized. The record is from RefSeq and is a predicted model, not a curated record. Bases 1 to 606 code for a protein of 201 amino acids. Lineage: Eukaryota; Viridiplantae; Streptophyta; Magnoliopsida; Fabales; Fabaceae. The transcript has 4 exons.